Canis lupus familiaris (dog) is the source of this 2276-nucleotide messenger RNA. RefSeq names its product melanoma-associated antigen 8-like. The coding region runs from base 646 to 1764 and encodes 372 amino acids. Gene Ontology annotation, cellular component: nucleus. The transcript has 3 exons. The record is from RefSeq and is a predicted model, not a curated record. Gene Ontology annotation, biological process: negative regulation of transcription by RNA polymerase II. Lineage: Eukaryota; Metazoa; Chordata; Mammalia; Carnivora; Canidae.
AGGCCCGUGGGGGGUGGGAGUACGGGCCGAGUCUGGACGUCGGCAUCUGGGUCUCGGGGAGUCAGGAGGCCUUGGCGUCGGAACAGGGCCUCCCUCAGGUGGGCAGGGGGAGUGCCCAGGUCCUGCUGGGAUUCCCCAUGAGGUUGCAGAGGGAGGACGGAGAAACACAGGACAGUCUGGGAAGGCCCCUCGCGGGCCGGGGAGGAGACGGGCAUUUGGGGAGUCCAGACAGCCACAUCCGGGUCUCAGAGCAUGCAGAGGCCUGGUGUCAGGAGCAGGGCCUCAGGUGGGCAGAGGGGAGGACCCAGGGACCCUGCACCCCAGCCCAAAGUCAGUCCCGGAAGGUACGUGAGGGGUGGGGGAUGGGAACACGUGAUGAGGCCCCACUUCCACAUCCGGGCUCUGAGAGACCAGCAGGCUGGUGUUCAGAGCAGGGCCUCCCUGAGGGGGCAGAGGGUGGGCCCAGGUCCUGCUGGGUUCCUGGCGAGGAUGUCCAUGGAGGACGGACGGACCCCGCACCCCAGCCCAGAGGACUUCAAGAACUGGCAGCGGAGGCCUCGGUCUGAGGUGGGGGUCCCUUAGGACACAGAACAGAGGAGGCGUGGGCCAGAGCCACUUGUCCAGGUUCAGCCGGACACUGACACCAUGUCCAUGGAGCAGAACAAUGAGCUCUGGAAGCUGGAAGAAGACCCAGUAGACUCCCAGGACCUGGUGGACGCACAGUUGUCUGGGGCUGAAGAGGAAACCUCCUCUUCCUUCUCUUCCUCCUCCUCCUCCUCCUCUUCCUCCUCCUCCUCCUCCUCUUUCUCCUCCUCUUCCUCCUCCUUCUCCUGCUGUUCCUCCUCCUCCUCUUCCUCCUCCUUCUCCUCCACUUCUACCUCCUCCUCCACUCCUUCUUCUUCCUCCUCUUCCCCUUCCUCCUCCUGCUCUGCCCUGUUCCUGAUCCCCAUGGAGGAAGGGUCUACUGCUGCUGGGUCCCUGAGUCCUCCCCAGGGCUCUCAGAGUGCUGACGCAUCUCCUAGCAGCGGAGAAGCCACUGCCUGGAGCCAGCCCAGACAUGGCUCCAGCAUCCCAGAUGAGCAGGGGUCAAGCACCUCGGAGGAGCCGGAAGAUACCCAGCCCUCAACCCAAGGAAGGCUCCACGUGAAAGUGUGUGACCUGAUGGUGUUUCUGCUCUUCAAGUAUUGCACCAAGCAGCCUACCAACAAGGCAGAGAUGCUGGAGAUCGUCAGCAAAGAAUACCAGGAUGACUUCCCCAUAAUCUUGGGCCAAGCCUCCGAGUGUAUGCGGCUGGUCUUUGGCAUAGACGUGAAGGAAGUGGAUUCCAGCGAGCACUCCUACGUCCUGAUCACCAUCCUGGGCCUCAGCUGCGAUGGGAUGCUGAGUGGUGAAAGGGGCCUGCCCAAGACCAGCCUCCUGGUCCUGCUCCUGGGGGUGAUCCUCCUGGAGGAUGGUUGUGCCCCCGAGGAGGAAGUGUGGGAGGCGCUGAGGGUCAUGGGGGUGUAUGAUGGCCAUGAGCACUUCAUCUAUGGGGAGCCUAGAAACCUCCUCACCAAUGUCUGGGUGCAGGAAGGUUAUGUGGAGUGCCGGCAGGUGGCGGGCAGUGACCCUGCCCGCUAUGAGUUCCUGUGGGGGCCCAGGGCCUACACAGAAACCAGCAAGUUGCAAGUCUUGGAGUAUUUGCUGCAGGUGAAUAGGAGGCAGCAGGGCUCCUCCCUGUCCCUUUCUGAAGAGGAGGGGACUGAUGAGGAAGAGGAGACCUGAGCCCAAGGGCAUUCAGGCCCAUUCCAGCCUUUACUGGGGUACACAGCUUCUCCUGUGAGCUGGGCAUUAAGGGAGGCCUUACGGUGCUUCCUCCUCAUGUUAUUCUGUUGGGUGUCUAAAGAGAAAGUCCUGGAUGUAUAAGGAGUUAAGGGGCAGGGCAGGUUGGGGGAAAGCAGGGCCAAGAGCCUGGGCUCUGUGAUGACUCUGAAACCCAGAGCUUAGUGUCCUUGAGGAAGCACUCCAAUGUUUGUUCCUUGGGAUAGAAGGUUUCCUCAUCCCAGUGUGUCAGUGACACACCCCCCUUUGCGUUCAUACUUCCCCAGUUCAAGAGUUAACAGUUUUGUCAUGUCCUGUAAACAAGUUGGGAGACCUUCCCUCUUUGCUCUUUGUUUGAGUUGUGGAUGAAAUCACAGGGCAUUGGCGUUGGAAUCUGUUGGAAAGGCCAGGAGUGGAGCAGGCAAGAGCUGGAGCGUGGAAAUAGGAAAAUAAACCUUGUUCACUUUUGCUUCUUA